Messenger RNA from Selaginella moellendorffii, 6168 nucleotides. RefSeq lists its product as uncharacterized. Gene Ontology annotation, molecular function: protein kinase activity; ATP binding; protein binding. The transcript has 38 exons. Lineage: Eukaryota; Viridiplantae; Streptophyta; Lycopodiopsida; Selaginellales; Selaginellaceae. The record is from RefSeq and is a predicted model, not a curated record. Gene Ontology annotation, biological process: protein phosphorylation.
GAAAGAGAUAGCGCAAUGCCGGCAGCUACGAGCGGCAGGGGCCCUGCUGGUGCUACGCGCUUGUCGCUUCCAUCCACAGUGGCGCCGCUUCGAUCUGGCACUAUUGCGCGACUGGCUCGGUCGUCCAGGGAUUUAAUCGAUCAACUUGGCGUCGUGAGUGACAGGGGAGUGAUUGAGAGCUGGGAAUGGAGUGGAGGAGGAGGCUGGGACUAGCAUUGUGGAUUUUUGGGCGAUUUCUUCUCCACGUACUGGGAGCUACUAAUACUCGAGAUGUUGCUGCUUUGCAGCUCCUUUUCAAGAACUGGCAAUCAACCCAGCUCAACUGGACGGAUUAUGAUCCCUGUGGCUCUUCCUGGCGGGGAGUUGUGUGUAACAACAGCACAAACUCGGUUAUACGAUUGAUUUCCAACCGAGGAGACAUAACUGGCACACUGUCAUCCGCUAUUGGAGAUCUCACCGAUUUAGUGGCCCUGGACCUUUCCUUCAACCCACAAUUGACAGGAGAGAUUCCAAAAGAGCUCGGCCGGCUGACAAACUUGCAAUACUUGAGUUUGCAAGGAUGCAACUUUUAUGGAUCAGUGCCAAAAGAGCUUGGGCUUCUCAAAAACUUGAAGUUCUUUGCGUUAAACAUGAACAAAUUGACAGGAAGUAUUCCUCCGGAGCUUGGUGGCUUCCCGAAUGUUACUUGGUUUGACAUCGCACAAAAUGGUCUUACUGGUCCGCUGCCAGUUUCUACGUCAGUUCCUCAAAAUAUUGGCCUCGACAACCUCACCAGCGUUGUUCACAUCCAUCUCUUCAACAACUCACUAUCAGGAAAUCUACCUAAGGAACUUGCGACGCUAAAGUCCCUUAGACACUUGAUGGUUGAAAACAACGCUCUCACUGGAGAAAUUCCAGUGGAGUACGGAAACUUUGCGGCUUUAGAGAUUUUGAGGGUUGACAAUAAUCGUGUUCAAGGUACCAUUCCCGCUACUAUCAAUCAGAUACCAAAGCUUUUGGAACUGCACCUUGCCAACAACAGUCUAGUGGGUACUCUGCCAGAUUUUUCUGCUCUGAAGGGCAUACUGCUUUUAAAUGUGGGUGAAAACGUUUAUGGCCCUCAACCGUUUCCGCCGGGCAUUUCAAAUCUCACAAACUUGCAAACAUUGAAAAUUGACAAGGGGUUUCUGAAUGGGACGAUUCCAGAUGGCCUCUUUGCGCUUCCGGCACUAGAAUCUGUCUCUCUUUCUAAUAAUCAGCUAUCAGGAACAGUCACUUUUCCGAGUACUGUAAAGCGACUAAAGUCUGUAAACUUGAACGGCAACAUGAUCACUCAAGCUAUAGGCAUUGUUGACAGCUUCAAUCUCUCCCUGGUGGGAAAUCCAGUUUGUAGCGACAAUAGCUUUCAUCUGUCCCAAGCUGUCUGCGCGCCAAUAAUCUCACCAACUUGGAACUCUACCAAUCAAACCUGUUCAAUCACUUGUACCGACGGCAAGCUCCGGAAUCUGGAACUGUGUUCGUGUGCUUUCCCUGUCACUAUCAUCUUCCAGUUCAAUGCUCCAUCCUUCUCGGACAUCAGCCAGGACAGAAUGAAUACUGUCAAAGCAAACGUCUCUUAUCAAACUCUCGUAGCUCCGGAACGGGUGACGGUAGGAGGUGCUGCAUGGAUGUCAAGCUAUCGACUUCAAGUUAUAGUUUAUGUGUUUCCUGAGAAAGGAAAGGACAAGAUGGAGUACAGGGAGUCUGAGAAGAUACUUACGCGAAUUGCUCUCCAUACAAAUGCUAGUUUUCCAGCGGAAUUCGGGCCUUAUUCUGUCAUCUCGGCUUUUGCACUUGGAGGUAAUAUUGCUGCAAAAAAAUCAAGUCUUAGCAAAGGUGCAGUUGCUGGGAUCUCAGUUGGAGCAGUUGCGGUAGUCCUGGCUGUAGUUGCGGCUGUCACUUAUGCUAUGUUCCAGAAGAAAAGAGCAGACAAAGCACUAUCCAAACCAUUCACUUCUUGGGGAUCAAUGGGAAAAAGCGGAAGCGCACCAAAGCUCAAAGGUGCUCGAUAUUUCUCACUCCACGAACUUAAUAAGGCGACGAAUAAUUUCAGCAGUGCAAAUGAGAUUGGCUCUGGAGGCUAUGGAAAGGUGUACAAAGGUGUUUUAGUAACAGGAGAAGAAGUAGCAAUCAAGAAAGCUGAGGAAGGAUCCAUGCAAGGCAGCGGCGAGUUUAAGACUGAGAUCGAACUUCUAUCGCGCGUGCACCACAGAAACCUCGUUGGGCUCAUUGGAUUUUCCUACGAGCAAGGAUCACAGAUGCUCGUUUAUGAAUACAUGGCGAGCGGCAGCUUGAGAGAUCAUCUUGCAAAUUCAAGGCACCUCAGCUGGAACAAACGCGUUGAGAUUGCUCUUGAUUCAGCCAAAGGUCUGGCUUACCUCCACGAACUUGCCAGUCCUUCUAUCAUCCACAGAGACAUCAAGUCAGGCAACAUCUUACUCGACGAGAAUCUGAAAGCCAAGGUUGCUGACUUCGGGCUGGGAAAGGAGGACAGGGCUCACGCCUCUAUAACACAAGUCAAAGGAACACUGGGAUACAUCGAUCCAGAGUAUUACAUGACGCAGCAGCUCACCGAGAAGAGCGACGUCUACAGCUUCGGUGUGGUGCUCUUGGAGCUUCUAACAGCGCGGCAGCCGAUCUCUCGCGGGAAAUACAUCGUGAGAGAGGUGAAAACAGCUCUGGACAGGGGUGGCUUGACGGCUCUCGGAGCUUUACUGGAUCCCAACCUGGAGAACGUUCCACAGAGCGAUCUCAUCAAGUUUGUGGACUUGGCACUCCAGUGCGUCGAAGAGGCGGGGGCCAACAGGCCAAGCAUGGGCCAAGUCGUGAAGCAGCUCGAGCUCUUGCUCCUCAUUGACGGCAACGACGCUAGCGGCAAUGGGUUUGAGUUUAGCGGAACCAGAGAUGGAAGUUUGUAUGACGAUACAGACGUUCUCUCGCGUGGCAACGAUCCAGAGUUUGCUUAUAGCGGGAUCUUCCAGUCCAAUGUGCUUCCCAAUGAAUUGGAUGUGACACGAGCUCUCGAGCGUGAGAGAGAGAGAGAGAGCGCUUGGAUUUCGUGGAUGCGCGGCGCUACAUUGCCGUCCAAUCUCUGGCGGGCAGAUUUUCUGGAAAUUUCGAGCUCCUGGGGUUACAAAUGCCGUGAUAGGCACGGCCGCGGUGCCAUGGAGUGGAUUGCGCUGUGGUUUCUUGUUCUUGGUGUCAUCAUCCAUCGAGCUUCUCCCUCCACGUUCGAAUCUGACACGUCUGCGCUGAGGCUCGUGUCACGGGGCUUUCGCAACGCCAAUUUGCGGUGGAGUGGUGAUGAUCCGUGUGGAUCUCGGUGGAUUGGAGUUUCGUGCAAUUCAUACAACGUGACCAAGUUGAUACUGAACAACAUGAAUAUAGCCGGGCAGCUGCCACUGUCGAUUGGAAACCUUGCAAAUCUCCAAACACUGGAUUUGUCGUUUAAUCCCGACCUGACUGGGCCUCUUCCCAAAACUUUGGGCCAGCUGACGAAACUGGAAUUCCUAAACUUGCAAUCGUGUGGCUUCACUGGAGAUAUUCCGUUCGAGAUUGGAGGGCUGAAGAGCCUCAGAUUUUUGGCCUUGAACAUGAAUAAGUUAAGCGGUGUGAUUCCUCCAGAACUGGGAAGGCUUUCGUCAGUCUACUGGUUUGAUCUGGCACAAAAUCAAAUCGCUGGCCCACUGCCUGUCUCAUCUGGAAACUCUCAAAACAUUGGGCUUGAUAACUUGACAGCGGCAGUUCACUUCCACUUGAACAGUAACAAGUUCACAGGUUCCAUUCCGCCAGAAAUAUGUUUCUUACCUGAACUCAAGCACUUGUUACUGGACAAUAACGGCUUCUCUGGAGAAGUUCCCGAUGAAAUUGGAAACUUUUCCAAGCUGACCAUUAUGAGACUUGACAAAAAUCAAUUUACUGGAUCACUGCCGAGCAGUUUGGGGUGGAUAUCAACCCUCUUUGAAAUAAACACCAAUGAUAACGCUUUUACUGGAACGUUACCUGAUCUAAGCGGGUUGAAAGCUCUCCAACUAAUAAGCGUUGGAAACAACUCCUUUUCUCCUCAGCCAGUUCCAUCAUUUGCAGGCUUGACUGGACUCCAGACAAUAGAAAUCAACGAUGGCAACUUGAUUGGUCCCAUUCCAGACGGGUUCUUUCAGUUCGCUAGGUUGGAGUCUGUCUCCUUGACUGACAACAGCAUAAAUGGGACGGUAGAUUUCACGGGUGCUUCACCAUCCCUUGUUAAGGUCCAGCUGGAUAACAAUAAGAUCACAAACCUGAACAUCGGGAGUGGCGUGUUUACUCUUUCCCUGGCAGGGAAUCCAGUUUGUGAUGGCGGUAGGCUGUCCGAUGUAGUAUGUGCAAGCAAACCAUGGAAAGAAAAUGUUACCUGCGCAAAUUCCUGCUCUGGUCAACAGGCGCUAAAUCCCAAUACGUGCUCCUGCGGUUUGCCGCUCAACUUCAGAUUCCAGUUCAAUGCCCCGACUUUUUCAAGUAUGACCACAGACAGGGCCAACAUUCUCAGGAAGUCGCUCUAUGAUGGACUCAGUUUGUCUCCCGACCAAGUCUGGGUGGACACUGCAAACUUCACGAGCGACAAAAGGCUGCUGGUUGAAGUUUUUAUACAGCUUCGUGUGAGCAGAGACAGCGCUUCAUUUAUAUACAGCCAGAUCAGUAUGCACCAGCUUAACUUGGACUACUUUGGUCCAUACUCGCUGAUCGUCCGACCCCCCCCGAUAGGCGAAGAGGGAGAAAAGCAUGGGAUCAGUACUGCUGUCGUCGUGGGAAUUAUUGUUGCUGUUCUGCUUGCCGCCAUCAUCGUGAUAUUCAUCGGGAUCUAUGCAUAUAAGCAGAAGAGAAGAGCAGACAAGGCCAUAGUUUCCAAUCCUUUUGCAUCUUGGGGAAGCCGUGGAAAAGACAGCGGCACUGCUCCACAACUUAAGGGAGCUCGAUUCUUUUCCAUUGCGGAGCUGAAGAAAGCUACGAAUAAUUUCAUCAGCAGCAGUGAGAUAGGAUCUGGCGGGUAUGGGAAAGUUUACAAAGGAACUUUGUCGACUGGAGAGGAGGUUGCGAUAAAAAGAGCUCAAGAAGGGUCAUUGCAAGGCGCAGGCGAGUUUAAGAACGAGAUUGAGCUGUUAUCUCGCGUACACCACAGGAACCUUGUCGGACUUAUCGGCUUUUGCUACGAGAGUGGAGAGCAAAUGCUGGUCUACGAGUACAUGCCGAAUGGAACAAUAAGAGAGCACCUGCCAGGUACAUAGCAAAGUGAUUUCUAAAGACGCGUCAACUUUUUUCUUUUCACAGACCGGAUGGAAAUGCUCAGCUGGAGGAAGAGACUGGAAAUUGCUGUGGGGUCUGCUAAAGGAAUAUCUUAUCUGCACGAGCUUGCAAAUCCACCAAUUAUUCACAGGGAUAUAAAAUCAAGCAACAUCCUUUUGGAUGAAAAGUUCGUUGCCAAGGUCGCUGACUUUGGGCUGUCCAAGCUUGUUCCACAAACAGAUGGCAAAGGCCAUGUUUCGACACAAGUGAAAGGAACUCUGGGAUACUUGGAUCCAGAGUAUUAUAUGACACAGCAGCUUACAGAGAAAAGCGACGUGUACAGCUUUGGAGUUGUUCUCUUGGAGCUUAUCACAGCCAAGCAGCCAAUCGAGCAUGGUAGAUACAUCGUUCGCGAAGUAAAAGCAGCUCUCGACAGAGGAGGCCUCUCUUAUCUUCUACCGUUGCUGGAUCCAUACCUCAGAGACUAUCCUCGAGAGGAUCUUGACAAGUUCUUGGAGAUAGCCUUGAGCUGCGUCGACGAGUCUGCUAGCAACCGGCCAACCAUGAACGAAGUUGUCAAGGAGCUCGAGAUUUUACUGUCACACAUCUCCAGCUCUGGAUUCACAAGGGAGGCGCGAGCCAGCCCCUUGUACAGCGAUACCAAGUCUCUCAGGUCUGACGAUUCAUCCUUCCAGUACAGUGGCAGAUUUCCUCAAGUAGUGGAACCAAAGUGAAGUAAGUUUUGUUUACUUUUGGUUCCUUUGGGCUGAUGAGUUUCUUGCGGAUGUACCAUCCAGUGUUUUAUAUCCUGAGUUGUAAAAAACCAGUUUUUUUUCCUAGGUAGGUUGAAGAGCAUGGUAAUAAGAAGAGGCCCUCUUGGUAAGGUUUCAA